AUGCUCAGUGGGGGCAGCAGUAGGUGUCGCUAUGCAGCUCUGGUAUUGCUGGCAGUUGCGGGGAGAGCUUUCGUAGGCUGGGCCGGCGAGGCAAGGCAGCUCUCAAGAGUUCCUCGUGCUGGUGUGGAGGAGACCUACACGGAGGGCUUUCAGUGCCUGAAGUCUGGGACGGACUUCAAAAGAGGGGUGCGCUGCCUGCAGGAGGCUGCCGAAAUGGGCUUUUCUGUGGCAGACACCGACCUUGGGACUCUCUAUGCAGAGGGCCAAUUCGGCGUGCAACAAGACUACACGCUGGCCAACUACCACCUCGAACGUGGGGCGGAGGGCGGCGACAGCAGGGCGCAUUUCCAGCUGGGUGUCUUCAAGCUCAGAGGGAAGAAUGGAUUCCCGACGGACAAAAAAGCCGCCGCCAGACAUUUCAGAAUCGCUGGUGAGGCGGGAUGCCGGCCGGCGCUCAGAAACCUUUCGCGGAUGUUUGCAACGGGCGACGGGAUUCCCCAAGACUCCCGCAUGGCCGUGCAAUGCCUUGUGCGGGCAGCAGAGAGGAGCGACACCAUGCAGGAGCUGCUGGAGAAGAUGCGCUCUGGCACCCUCGACAGGGACACAGCGGACAAGCUGCAGGAACACAUGGAGAGGAUGAGGCAGAAACUCGCCAAUGACCCAGAUUUCAACCCGACGGCAGACUUCGGCGUUUAG
Molecule: messenger RNA, 696 nt
Organism: Symbiodinium natans
Lineage: Eukaryota; Dinophyceae; Suessiales; Symbiodiniaceae
Source: the annotation of a GenBank genome assembly